Molecule: messenger RNA, 2337 nt
Organism: Phaedon cochleariae (mustard beetle)
Lineage: Eukaryota; Metazoa; Arthropoda; Insecta; Coleoptera; Chrysomelidae
Source: the annotation of a GenBank genome assembly
AUGUUUACGCACAAUGAAAAAGUCGACAUGUUAUUUGUUUAUGGGGAGAGUCGAAAGAAUUCUAGACGUGCAGUGCAGUUAUACGCCCAGAGAUACCCCGAACGUAUUAUUCCAGACUCAAAAAUAUUCGCAAGAUUGGAACGUAAUUUACGUGCAAACAUUCAAACAACGAGGCAUUGUCAUCUCGAAAGGGGAAGAAAAUUGUCAAAAAGGAACUCGAUUCGUCAAGCCUGUCGUGAGUUGAAUUUGAAAUAUAGUUCGGUACGAAAUAUUUUGACAGAAAAUGGAUAUCACGAUUAUAAACUUCAUAACUUAAAACACUUGUCAAAUCAACAUCAACAACGGAGAGUUAAUUAUAUUGCCCAAGUGGUGGAAAACUUAGAGUUCAAUGACAAUCGGUUUCUCCAGCAUGUGUUGUGGACGGACGGAAGCCGUUUUGUUAGCAACGGUAGGCCCAAUCGAAGAAAUGAACAUUAUUGGGCUACUGAAAAUCCACAUUUUGUCAAUCCUAUUGAAAACCAGGGACAUUUUAGAAUUAACGUUUGGUGUGGUAUUAUCAACGGGCAUUUGAUUGGUCCAUAUUUUUACGAAGGAGUUUUGAAUAAACAUUGGAUAGGUAUAAAUGGUCCGAUACAGUGGGCGCCAAAAUCACCGGACUUGACAGCACUAGAUUUUUUCUUGUGGGGAACUUUGAAGAAUGAAGUUUACAGAACACCUUCUGUUAACUUGGAUCAUCUGAGAGAAAAAGUUAGGAAUGCUUGCGAUGAACUCUCUAGAGAAAUGUUACGCAAGGCUUCAGUAAGAGAAGUGAGGCGGAGAUUGGAGAAGUGUCUAGAAGAAGUGGACAUCGUGGUGUUCCCCGAAUCCACCCUCAUCCCGAAAAAGCAUGCGCUGGCUCUCAGCAGCGAGGUCCCGAGGCCCUUCGAAGAGGUCAUCUGCAACUCCACGAAAGACAAGUACCAGCCCUACUUGAAGCGGUUCUCGUGCGCAGCCAUCGAAUUCAAUGCCACCAUUAUCAUCAAUAUGGUGGAGAAGGACGUGUGUCUGGUGGGCAGUUGCGGGGGUUCGGGGUUGGCUUACUACAACUCGGUGGUGGCAUUCAACGAGAAGGGUUACGUGUCAGGAAGAUAUAGAAAAUUCAACCGAUUUGGAGAACACCACCUCCAAUCGACCCCGGAAGUAGACGUAGUGGCCAUCACGACAAAUGAUAACGACACUUUCGGCAUCUUCACUUGUUUCGACAUUCUAUUCGGCACACCUACAUUGGAGUUGAUCAAAGAACAUGGAGUCAAGAACAUAGUCUUUCCGCAUUGCUGGUUCGGAGAACUGCCAUAUCUGACAGGAGAAGAUUUAAGGUUUGCCACCCGGUUUUUACUACAUAAUGGUAAUGAAAUUGUUAUUUCAGCCUUUCAAGUUCAGCAAAUGUUCACUCAAGAAUAUAACGUGAAUUUCCUCUCUGCCGGAUGCAACAAUCCCAGACGUGGUUCCGGAGGAUCCGGUAUAUUUGUUGGAGAUCAAGGUCCAUUAGCAACUCAUAUCGUAAGUGGCGAAGGCGGUACAAGGGGCAUUCUGAGAAGAGUACCGAGACCAAAUAUUUCGAAUAAUCCUUUCAGGGAAUUUGCCGCAGUCGUCGAGGACAUUGAAGCUGUUGCCAAGGAAAUGGAUGAUUUUCAUCUGAUCACAGAUUUAUCCAUGAGCAGACAUACUACAGUUGUUUUGGACACUACCAAAGAGACCGUCGUAGAAGAAGUUUGCGACGGUUCCGAAAUCAAAACGUGUUGUCUCUUCAACUUAACAAUCACAUCGAAAACUGCUAAUGAUACCUUGAAGAGCCAACACUAUGUCUAUCAUUUGGGGGUGUUCAAUGGCAUCCGAUCCUUUUCUGGAUUGAGGGAACUUGGAAUAGAAUCUUGCGCGGUGAUGGCAUGUUUGAACCGGUCUGUUUCGUCUUGUGGUAUGAGGUUCCCAAACUUCGACGACAUAUCCUGGCCCAUCACCUUCAACACCAUCAAAGUCACCGCCAAGUUCCCCAACGACCCCGACAGAGUGCAGUUCCCCAACUCCCUGCUCGCCUCGCUCAGACCCAUCUCGCCGCGUCACACCACGUGGUCGAGAGCCGAGUUGGGGGAACACGUGGAGAGGACACACGCGUGUGCGCAGCCGCAGACCCGGCUGCUGACCUUCGGCAUAUACGGCCGGGAUUUCGGCAGGGACGGCGCGCUGAUCAGUCCGAACGGGUCGGCACGGCUUAGCGCUUGUAGCGUGACCUUGGGAGGGAUGGUGCCGAUUGUGCUGGUCGUUCGUUUGAUGCGCUCGUAGAUAUGAUGUUUGUUAUUU